AGGGCAGCUGGUCCAGUAAUUGGUCAUACCACAUUCUUCGUUCGCGAGCGACGGUUAUCCCAACUAUGCGAUACUUAAUAUUAUUUACAGUUCUGGCCGUGGCGGCAGCCGCGCCGAGGCCCGGUGGCCUCAUCGGCGGUUACGGCCUCGGCGGCUACGGCCUCAGCGGCUACGGACUGGGCGGCUACGGGCUAGGCGGACUUGGACACGGGGUGUCAUCAGUCAGCCUAGUGCAGCAACCAGUAGCGGUCGCGCAACCCGUAGUGCAUGCCGCCCCGGUAGUGCAGGCAGUCCACGCUCCCGUAGCCAUAGCUAAACCUGCUGCCACUAGCUACUCUUCGUUCCAACAGGUCGUCCACCCAGUCUCAAUCGCACAACCAGUCGUCCACGCCGCUCCGGUUAUCUCACAGCCCAUCGUACACGCGCCCAUCGCACAACCCAUCGUUCACGCGCCCAUCGCACAACCCAUCGUGCAGUCAUACCACGCGCCAGCGAUCGCGUCCGUGGGCUACGGACACGGGUGGUAGUUACUAUUGAAGCGUUAUAUGCGUCGAGAUCGUCGGUAGCGACAAUAAAGAUUUGUACCCUG
Molecule: messenger RNA, 589 nt
Organism: Cydia amplana
Lineage: Eukaryota; Metazoa; Arthropoda; Insecta; Lepidoptera; Tortricidae
Product: cuticle protein 79-like
Exons: 4
Coding region: 66-527 (153 amino acids)
Source: RefSeq, a predicted model, not a curated record